UGAUUGUGAUUGUUGUAUGUUGUGUUCUAAAGGUUUUUCUAUUGUUGUUAGAAGGCAUCAUUGUAGAGCUUGUGGAAGGGUUCUUUGCAGUUCUUGUUGUUCCAAUAAACGUUCAUUAGCUUAUGAUGACAAUCCUUCAAAUAAACACAGAGUUUGUACUCCUUGUAAUCGAACACUUGAUAGAAUUGAGGAAUACGAAAAAAGAUUAAAUGAAAAUUUAGAAGAGGAAAUUGAUGGGCCUUCAACUUCUAAUGCCUUUCCAUCAACUAACCAAUUAAAUUCUAGCAAUGAUGACCAAAAUAAAAAAUUAGAACAAGAAAAUUUAAUAAAUAAAAAUCCAAAGAAAUCACUUUUGAAGCCUCCAAGACGGGAUUCUAUUGAUAUUUUAAAUAAAAAUAAAGAGGAAAAGGAAGUUGAAAUAAACAAUAAUGAAGACAAAGAAGAAGAGGAAGGAGGGGAAGUUUUGGAAGAAGAAGGAAAAAAUAAAAAAGAAAAUUUAAAUGAAGAAUGCUCAAAACUACCAACUACAUCAACGAGUAAAUUAAUUGAAGAGGAAGAAAAUAGUACAAAUAAAAAAAGUGUAAAAUUCCGUGAUGGAGUACAUCCUGGACAGGGAGUUGAAACUUCUUCUAAAAGAAGAAAAAUCAUUAAACCUUAUGGAAAAGACAAAGAUCAGAAUUUAAAACAACCAACAACAGAAAGUUCUGAAGAGAAAAACAAAAAUCAGAAUAACCCCUAUUCUUGGUUAAUUAAUAAAGAAUCUAAAAAUUCUGAUUCUGAAUCUAAUAAUUCUUCUAAAAUACAAGAAAAUGAAGAAAAUUGUUCAUUAAAUAAUGAAUCUUCUUCCCCCUUCUCAACUUCUUCUGAAAAUCAACAAAGUAAUUCUUUACCUGAAAAUGAAGUUGUUGGGUUGGAAAAUAAAGUUUAUAAAAGGCCAAAAAGAAUUUCUAGUCGAACAAAGGAACGGAAAUUGUUGGAUGAACAGACAAGUCUUCUACACAUUAAUCAUUGGCGUGUUUGUGUAGUAACUUCUAUCGCUGAAGAUAUGUCAUUUCAAAAAAUGGAUAAAGUAAUUGAUAAUUUAUUAAAAGAAGAUGAAGAGGAAGGAAAUGAGGAGGGAAACACUAACAACAAUAAUAAUUUGUGUGUUGUUAUUGCAUUGAGACGGAAUUUCCAUGUCAAAAUUCAAUUACUAAAAAAUUUUAAAAUUAAUCAACAGGAAAUUGAAAUUCUCAAUUUUACAACGUAUGGAAUGACAACUUUGGGUGUUGAUGAAUUAAUGCUUGUAAUUGAAUUUAAAAGGGACAGAUUUUCUGUUCAAGAACAAUUAGAAUCAGCAUUUUUCAAUGUUUUGGAACAAUUUGAACAAAUAUAUCUUGAUUGUUUAAAUUCUUUUGAUGAUUUAUUGGAUCACCGGAUGGGGAUUAGAAAGUUGCAUUUAAAUAAAUUAAAUUGCCCCAAAGGCCCCUUCCUUUUGGGAGUUUUGGUACGUGAAGAAGAAAUAGCUUGGGCAAGAUGUGCGCCUUUAAGGUUAUUAUUGCGGUUGGGACAAUUUAGUUUUCAAUAUCCAACUCCAAUUGUUAAUAUUAUUCGUGAUCAACCCUUAUUUACCAAAGAUGUUGUCCAAUCUAGUGUUUUGAAAGUUUUGAAUGAUUUUCGUGGCUGGACAUACCAAAUGACUAAACUUUUUGAUACUUCAAUAAUUGUUAAAAAUAAUUUAACAGAAAUAUUUUUACCUAAAUUUGCUCGGGAUGAGAUUCGAACUUUGGUUGAAAGUAAUCGAAAUAUGGUUGCUUGGUCUUUAAAUGAAUUGUCUUUUUUGAAUCAGCAAUUUGAGAUUGAUUCUCAUUUAAUUUGUGAACAAAAAAAUUGUGAAGAUGGGCAACAACAACCACAACAUUUUUGUACAACAAUAUUUAUGAAAGAACCAAAUAUGGCAAUUAAAGCAACAAGUGCUUCUUUUGUUAUUUUUGAUGGGGCCCUUAAAUGUGUUGGAGGAGAAAAAUUUGUUGUAAAUGUUGUGGAGGAUGGAUUAAUUAUUAGAUUACAAUCUGAAUUGAUGGAGGAAUUGGUAAAAAUCUUAUUAAAUAGUACCGAUGAAGACAAUGCUACAUUUGAGGCUGUUAAUUUAAUCCAAAUUGAGGGAGAAGAAGAAAAACAACAAAAAUUAAUUAUUCAAUAUAUUGAGGGAAUAGAACAACAACAGCAACAAAUAAUUAAUAAUUCUGAUUUUAAUUUUGGUGCUUUAAUUUCUCCAAUUGAUGGAUUACAUUUGGGUGGACAAUUUCAAUAUGGACUUCAAUUACAACGACAAUUUAAUUCAAUUAAUUUUUUCCAAUAUUCAACUGAAUGGGCUAUUAGAUUAGCUACUGUAAUUAAUAUGUUACCCGGUAAAUGGCCGAGUGCUUUACAACCAAGAUUUUUCGAUGCUUGUGAACAAUUAGCUAAAUUGGUUGCAAUUACUUUGGAACCUUUUUUGCCUGGAUUAAUUGCUUUGGAUCAACUUUUUAUUGCAAUGAGAAUACAUGUAGACGAAGAAAAUGUUAGUUAUGAAACUAAACAUUGGGAUGUUAUGCCUGAUCAACAUUUUGUUUGGACUGUAACACUUGAUGAACAGAUAAUUCCAUUCCUCUAUUCAUUAUGUGCUUGGGUCCCUAGCAGUUUGCGUGUUGAAUUACAUAUGCCAAUACUUUCAAUUCGAUCACUUCCCUCGACUUCAAUUGAUUUAGUUGAAUUAAAUAAAAGAUAUUGA
Messenger RNA from Meloidogyne enterolobii, 2752 nucleotides. NCBI's taxonomy places the organism in Eukaryota, Metazoa, Nematoda, Chromadorea, Rhabditida, Meloidogynidae. The record is from the annotation of a GenBank genome assembly.